Molecule: messenger RNA, 597 nt
Organism: Rodentolepis nana
Lineage: Eukaryota; Metazoa; Platyhelminthes; Cestoda; Cyclophyllidea; Hymenolepididae
Source: the annotation of a GenBank genome assembly
AUGGCGUCGGGUGACUUAGAGUUUGUGAAAUUGAUAGCAAAAGGUCGUUUUUCGAAGAUAUAUGAGGCGAGGAGGGUGGAUAGUGGUGGAGUCGGUAGGAAACACGCCGUGAAGCUGUUUACCAGGUUUGAUCCAAAUAGGCUUGAGCAUAUUCAUCGUGAAGAGUACAUGUUGAGACGCAUCGCCACAGCAACCAAGCAGUCACCCUUCGUUAUCACCUACUUCGAGUCCAUUGAAUUGCGAGGUUACCCCGCUUUCCUGUUGAGUAGUGGUUGUGGAAAGGACCUCUUUGAUCUCGCAGACAAAUAUGGUGGAAUGUCAGAAGAACAGGCCAAAUUCUAUGCUUGUGAGCUCAUCUGUGGCUUGGAGCAUCUCCACUCACUGGAUAUUGUGCACUGUGAUAUCAAACCGACGAAUGUACUACUCUACCACACCGGCCAUAACAUGAUCGCCGACUUCGAUCUUGCCAUGGACCAAUCAGAGCGUGGUGAUCCUAACUACAGAAACUAUGCUGGUGGAACGCCGGGCUAUGUAGCUCCUGAGAUUUUGAGGAGAAUCACUUGCACCAAGAAAUCGGAUGUGUGGAGUAUGGCUGCU